GCCGGCAGGAAGCCCGGGGCGGCGCCGAGCGGAUGGAGCUGGUGGCGGGGUGCUACGAGCAGGUGCUGCUGGGGUUCGCCACGCGGCCCGGGCAGUCCUGGACAAUCGUCCCUGAUUUUACACAUCAUGCCCACUCUGCCUCAUUGUCAGCAGUAGCAGUGAAUAACAGAUAUGUGGUCACUGGGAGCAGAGAUGAAACAAUCCAAAUCUAUGACAUGAAAAAGAAGAUAGAACAUGGGGCGCUGCUACAGCACAAUGGUACAAUAACUUGUUUGGAGUUCUAUGGUACUUCACAUCUCUUGAGUGGGGCUGAAGAUGGACUCAUUUGUAUCUGGAACACAAAGAGAUGGGAAUGUCUGAAAUCCAUUAAGGCACAUAAGGGGCAGGUGACAUCGCUUUCUAUUCACCCUUCUGGGAAAUUAGCUCUGUCAGUUGGAACAGAUAAAACAUUAAGAACUUGGAAUCUUGUUGAAGGACGAUCGGCCUUCAUCAAAAACCUGAAGCAAAAUGCACACAUAAUUAAGUGGUCCCCUGAUGGAGAGCAGUAUGUGACUGUGAUAACAAACAAAGUGGAUAUCUACAGACUCGACACAGCUUCAAUCACUGGCACCAUUACAACAGAGAGGAGAAUUUCUUCACUUAGAUUUAUUACAGAUUCUAUCCUUGCCAUAGCUGGAGAUGAUGAAAUUAUAAGGUUCUACAGCUGCGACUCUCAAAAAUGCCUGUGUGAAUUUAAAGCUCAUGAAAACAGAAUAAAAGAUAUUUAUACUUUUGAAAGAGAAGGACAGCAUCUUAUUGUUACUGCAUCCAGUGAUGGUUACAUUAAAAUGUGGAAUCUGGAUCUUGAGAAGAUUAAAGAUGGGCCAUCUUUACUGUGUGAAGUCAAUACCAAAGCCAGGCUGACAUGUCUUGCAGUAUGGCUUGACCGAGCUUCAGAAAUGAAAGAAAACUCUGAUAAAGCUGCAACAUCAUCUCAAGCAAAAGAAGAUGAAAAAUCAUCAAUAGUCAGGAAAAGCAAAGUUUGUUGGACUGAUACAAGUGAUAAAACAGCAAAAAAAAAGAGAAACAUUAUUCCAGAGGAACAAAAAUUGGAAGCUCCAUUGCAAAAGAAGAAAAAGAAACGGAAUAGCCUGGCAUGAAGGCAGCUUCAUUCUCUCCUGUCUGAAAGUAAAUGCUGGUGUUGCUCUAGUUUUUAUAAGAAUGUAAACCUCUAACAGAACAUACACCUCUGAACUGAUCAGUUGUUUAAAAGUAAUUAAUGUUCUUAUCCUAAAAAAG
Messenger RNA from Empidonax traillii (willow flycatcher), 1278 nucleotides. RefSeq names its product PAK1 interacting protein 1 (gene PAK1IP1). Gene Ontology annotation, molecular function: protein binding. The transcript is spliced from 10 exons. The record is from RefSeq and is a predicted model, not a curated record. NCBI's taxonomy places the organism in Eukaryota, Metazoa, Chordata, Aves, Passeriformes, Tyrannidae. Bases 33 to 1139 code for a protein of 368 amino acids.